Fusarium subglutinans is the source of this 312-nucleotide messenger RNA. RefSeq names its product histone H4. NCBI's taxonomy places the organism in Eukaryota, Fungi, Ascomycota, Sordariomycetes, Hypocreales, Nectriaceae. Gene Ontology annotation, biological process: nucleosome assembly. Gene Ontology annotation, cellular component: nucleosome. The record is from RefSeq and is a predicted model, not a curated record. Gene Ontology annotation, molecular function: structural constituent of chromatin; DNA binding; protein heterodimerization activity. The coding region runs from base 1 to 312 and encodes 103 amino acids. The transcript is spliced from 3 exons.
AUGACUGGACGCGGUAAGGGCGGCAAGGGUCUCGGCAAGGGCGGUGCCAAGCGUCACCGAAAGAUUUUGCGAGACAACAUUCAAGGAAUCACCAAGCCCGCUAUCCGACGUCUCGCUCGUCGUGGCGGUGUCAAGCGUAUCUCUGCCAUGAUCUACGAGGAGACCCGUGGUGUCCUCAAGACCUUCCUUGAGGGUGUCAUCCGUGACGCUGUCACAUACACUGAGCACGCCAAGCGCAAGACUGUCACAUCCCUCGACGUCGUCUACGCUCUCAAGCGACAGGGACGUACCCUCUACGGUUUCGGUGGUUAA